AACAUGAGUUGGAUAUCAUGAACGAUUCUCCACUUCCGAGAUUGGGUGCUACAACAGUUGCGGCUAAGGAAACUGUUAUCUCUGUUCCCUUCGCGAUAGGUUUCGUGGUAGAACAGAGAUAUUCAAUACUAUGUGCAACGAGCAGACCCUCACGGCGAUCUGCAGCUACUUGAAGCGCACGUCAUCAUGAUACAUGAGUGCGCAAGUAUAAUGCAACUAUACAACAUCGACGCCCCAACAUCCACUCUUCCCAAUCCCUACUCUUGCUCAAUUAGAAGACAAUUCAGAAAGCAGCAGGAAAUAAAACUAGAAUGACUUCUCCCAAUAUCGAACUCCUCACAGCAGGCACUCCCAACGGCCAAAAGAUCUCUAUCUUCCUCGAAGAACUCGGCAUCCCCUACAAGACCACUUCAAUUGACCUCUCCAAAGACGAACAAAAGUCUUCUUCUUUCCUCAAAGUCAACCCUAAUGGUCGCAUCCCGGCCAUCAUAGACCACACCCGCAACUCCUAUGCUGUCUUUGAGUCUGGGGCCAUCUUUCUCUAUCUUGCCGAGCACUAUGACACAGAUUUCAAGUUCAGCUUCCAGGACAGUGAUGAGGCGAUGGAAAUGAUACAAUGGCUUUUCUUUCAGAAUGCCGGCGUGGGCCCAAUGCAAGGGCAGGCGAACCACUUCGUGCGAUAUGCACCCGAGAAGAUCGAGUACGGGGUGAAGCGAUAUCAGAACGAAACGAAACGGCUCUAUUCUAUACUCGAAGCUCGCCUUGAAGAUAGAGAUUAUCUAGCAGGCAAGGGUCGUGGCAAGUACAGUAUCGCGGACAUAACGACGUUUACCUGGGUUCGGUGGGCACCAUGGGCGGGUAUUGAGCUGAAGGAGUUUCCGAAAUUGAAAGAGUGGUGUGAAGGGGUCGAGAAGAGGGAUGCUGUGAAAAAGGGCCUUUUGGUGCCGUCGGGUGAAGAUCAGAUCGAGAGACUAAGGAAGGAUCCGAAUGUACAAGAUCCGUUUAAAGAGUGGGUACAAAAGGGCCAGAAAGAAGUCGCAGAAAAGCAUGGGAAUUAACACGGUUCAUGACGUGAACAUAUACUGGCACACUGUCUAGUUCGACGGCUUCAUAUAUGGAGGAUGUGAAAUGGCUCAAGUACAAUGGAGAG
This is a messenger RNA of Alternaria alternata, 1150 nucleotides long. RefSeq names its product glutathione S-transferase. The coding region runs from base 312 to 1058 and encodes 248 amino acids. Lineage: Eukaryota; Fungi; Ascomycota; Dothideomycetes; Pleosporales; Pleosporaceae. The record is from RefSeq and is a predicted model, not a curated record. The transcript has a single exon.